CUGAGGCAGACGCUGUCAGGAGAGAAGAUGUCACACUGGCCUCUCUCACAUUCCUCAUUCUUCUGCGCUUUCAUCGUCACUGUAAUACUCACUUUUUUGCAAACUUCAGAGUGUGAUAGAGGUCAAAGAAAAAUAGUUCACGUACAUGAGGAUGAGACUGGGGAGGUGAUAGUUCAAACUGCCCCAGGUUUAGUGACCACACACCGUGGAGGUUCCAUUAUCCUCCCUUGUCGAUACCACUAUCAGUCCUCUGGAGACGAUCCUGGACAGAUCCGCAUCAAGUGGUCCAAGAUCAAUGAGCCAGCAUCCUUUAGUGAUGUUUUCGUCAUCUUGGGGAAGGAAAGAAGAGAAUAUGGCCCCUACAAAGGGCGCGUGUCUCUACAGGAAGAUGGGCCAGGAGAUGCAUCACUGGUCAUAUAUAAUAUAACCCUAGAUGACUAUGGGAGAUAUGAAUGUGAGGUGACCAAUGAGUUAGAGGAUGAUACUGGAACAGUCAAACUUGACCUAGAAGGUGUAAUCUUUCCUUACCACCCAAGGAUUGGUCGAUAUAGUAUGAACUUUCACCAGGCUGAAGUUGCAUGUAAGCAACAGGAUGGAAUACUGGCCUCUUAUGACCAGCUUCAUGAGGCCUGGCUAGAAGGUAUGGAUUGGUGUAAUGCUGGUUGGUUACAAGAUGGCUCAGUGCAGUAUCCCAUCUCCAAACCUCGAGAUGAGUGUGGGAAAAAGGAAACCGCAACAGGAGUUCGGAACUAUGGCUACCGUCAUAAGGAUGAUGAGCGUUAUGAUGCUUUCUGCUUCACAUCCAACCUCAAUGGUAAAGUCUACUUUCUGAAGACCUAUCGUAAAAUGAGUUUUCAAGAGGCAGCCAAAGCUUGUGAGGACAAAGGGGACUUAAUGGCAAAAGUAGGCCAACUGUAUGCUGCCUGGAAGCUGCAGCUUAUGGACAAAUGUGAAGCUGGUUGGCUGGGUGACGGCAGUGUUCGUUACCCCAUUGUGAAUCCACGUGCGCGGUGUGGUGGUUUAGUACCUGGAGUAAGGAACCUGGGGUUUCCUAGUAAGAAGUACAAGCUGUUUGGUGUAUAUUGUUAUAGAAGGGAGAAAAAUGACCAAACACAUGAGAAAAUAAAAGCAGGAAUCAGCAAGUGGAAUGCUAAUCACAUCUAGGCAGCAUGA
Bombina bombina (fire-bellied toad) is the source of this 1173-nucleotide messenger RNA. RefSeq names its product hyaluronan and proteoglycan link protein 4 (gene HAPLN4). Gene Ontology annotation, biological process: cell adhesion. The record is from RefSeq and is a predicted model, not a curated record. The transcript has 5 exons. Lineage: Eukaryota; Metazoa; Chordata; Amphibia; Anura; Bombinatoridae. Gene Ontology annotation, molecular function: hyaluronic acid binding. The coding region runs from base 28 to 1164 and encodes 378 amino acids.